UGGUAAAUGCUGGUGUCGCUGUAAUGGCACUGUAGCUGGGAGUGUUUGGGCUUUAACAGGUACACGAAAAGAAAAGUCGAGAGUGGUUUGUAACUUGGAUUUCAGUAAAAGUCUCCUUUAGCGGCACGAUAAAUAUGUACAACGCACUGUCUGACCAGGACUUUUAAAAGCAUUAUUUGGUCGAUCAUUCCCAUUUGAAACAUAUUGCACAUACCAGACAAGGAACCACAAUCAUUCCUUCCACAUGGCAUAUCGACGUGGUCAAAAAUCAAUUCGGGAGAUAUAUGACGAACGCUUCUCAGCCAUGGAUUCAAGAGAGGUGACUGUCCAUCGAGUGGUUAAUAUUGUUGAUAAGAGGAGCCCUAUGCCCCGGCCGCAUGUGGAAUUUGACGGCGGUUUUGAUGAUGACCAGUGGUAUGGUGGGCCUCGACGUUACUACGAUGAAAGAGAAUGCCACGAAGAAGACAGUUUUCCAUCCAAUGACCGUCGCUACUUUGAUGACAGCUUGCACGACAAUUUUCGCAGAAAUGCCCCGCAAAAUGAGGGCCCGUACUCGCAACAGUCUUAUGGCAGAGAUGAUUUGAGGCAUCAGUUAGGCUCAAGGCACAGUGGCAGAAGUGGUCCUUAUUUCCGCAGCAGAGGCCAAGUGUCAGGCCCUCCUCUAAGGAAUUCUCCGCCUGUAGUAGCCAAACGUGAGCGCUCUCCUGGAAGGAGGGGAGCCCAUCCACCUGUACCUGUCCGCUCUGGAUCAAACACCAGCAGCCGGAGCUUCUCCCCGGACAGAGAGAAAGGCUUCACCUACCAGCAGGCCCAGCAAAGGCAUAAGACCAGUGUGCCGACGAGCCACACUCCCAGCAGCUCUGUGGAGGAGGAGGCUCCUCACAGCUCUGGAUCUUCAAAGGAAAAAACUCCUGCAUCUGCAGCGGAGACGGAGGAGGUGGUUGCUGCCAGCAUGGAGCCAAAGCCGACACCAGAGGAAGACUUCAAGGCUCGCCGGUCGGAGGCCAUUAAAGCGAAGGCUCUGGAAAUUGAGACGCAUUACAGGAAGGACUGUGAGACGUUCCGCACCGUGGUGAAGAUGUUGGUGGCCAAGGAGCCCAGUUUGGAUAACCUGCUGCAGGCUCCACUGGAUGAGAACCUGUUGGAGAUCAAACAGCGCUGUUUAGAUGCCCUACGGCACUUUGUGAAGGAGCUGGACGAGGUCUUAAAGCAGCCGGACACCUCAGCGUAAGCCACAAGUCACAACACUGAAAUGUGUUUUUUUCACUUGUCCGAUAUUCACAUGUAUUAUUAAGAAAAGACAGAAUAUCUGGCAGUGGCACUUUUCCACACGCUGAAAGAUAAAUUGGAUUUUAGACUCAAUGCUCGAUCGGAUAGUUGUUCAAAUGGCUGUGUGGUGACAUGCAGUAUUAUGAGUACAAACAAAGCUUCUUGUGUGUAAGAUUCAGCUGCAUUUUUAUCAUAAAUGAUGUUGUGGAAAACCUAUGAAAUACUAUUACGUUUAGUGGAUUACAGAUGAAAUUUUAAAUAGAUCUAAAUGAAAUAUUUACAUGAAACGUUCCUAUCACAACCUUCUACUCGGUCUUAAGUGAUAUGAAGGGUAUUGUGCUUCCAGUCACUGUAUUUAGAUGAGGCAGCGCCGUGCAACUAACUGUAACAAGCACUCCCAUACCAGUAUUGAAGGUGCCAACUCCAUGUGGGUUUUUUUUUUCAGUGCAGUGCUAUUUUAUAUAUUAAAAGAGUUUUUAUACUGUAUGUAUGUAGAUCUUGAAUGUUUUGUCUUAUGAAUUGUCAAACAUCUUGUGAAUAUCAUCCUUUUCUAAUAAAAGCUGAAGCCUUGAAAUUGUUUCUUGUAUCCAUGAAGUACUUCUGUGCAGGAAAGACGCAAAUUACAAAUCAUGAUAUAUAGAUAGUUUUAUUACAAUUAUCAUCUAUCUCAGCCUUAUAUUCCAGUUUGUACAUUUAUACAGAUUACAAUGAUUUGUUAAUACAGUGACCCAUAAAUACACCACUCAACAAGGCCUGUUAAUACACACUGUUUCUCUCAUGCUAGCGCUGAACAAGCCUGGAAGAAAACACAUUUGAAGAGCUUGGGUCAGAGUCAACUUGUCACUUUCUGACAGCCUCAUGGAAAAAUGGCUCUCUGUACCAACUGCCAAUAGUUAAAUGUUAAUGGCUUUAUGCUACAAAGCACGUCGUUAACUCAAGGGUAUAAAAAAUAGCCGUUUUUUGGGUUGUUUUUAUUCUACAAUAUAUACAUUAAUAUCUUCACUGUUAAAUAAAGACAAGUUUAGAUGGUGGUUUAUAAAUAUGCAUUACUCUAGAAUACUUUACUGGCAAAUGUUUGCAAUGAUAUGCAUACACCUAUGAAGGACUGGUGUCUUUUACAGACACCUUGGUAAAUUGAGUGCUGUGAAACCU
Messenger RNA from Anarrhichthys ocellatus (wolf-eel), 2421 nucleotides. RefSeq names its product periphilin-1. Gene Ontology annotation, cellular component: nucleoplasm. Gene Ontology annotation, biological process: negative regulation of gene expression, epigenetic; protein localization to heterochromatin; negative regulation of DNA-templated transcription. The transcript is spliced from 10 exons. The coding region runs from base 245 to 1231 and encodes 328 amino acids. The record is from RefSeq and is a predicted model, not a curated record. NCBI's taxonomy places the organism in Eukaryota, Metazoa, Chordata, Actinopteri, Perciformes, Anarhichadidae.